AUGCUGCGAAUGCUCGAGGCCCAGGCCCCUGCCAAACAGACGGCCACGGACACCAUUAGCACCUUGAGCAGCCGUCUUGCUAGUGCUACCCUCCUCGAGGACCGCCGCGCUGCCAUCCUGGGGCUUCGCAGCUUUGCAAAAGAAUAUCCGGCCUCGGUCGCCUCGGGCGCUCUUCGCGGCCUCAUCGCUUGCCUGACUAAGGACGCUGAAGAUGUCGAUACUAUCAAAGUGGUCCUGGAGACGCUGAUGAUGCUCUUCAACCCAAACGAACACAGUCGUCAAGAUAACAUAACUAUCCUCCUUGACCUCCUCGAAACCCCCGACUUCUACUCCCGCCUUUACUCCCUCCAAUUGAUACAGGCCAUAUCCAGUGCGAGGCCGGAACGAACCCAAGAAUGCAUCUUGACAGCGCCUUUGGGGACACCGCGAUUAGUGGCGACUCUGGACGACCCGAGAGAGGCAGUGCAUAAUGCUGGCCUCGUGCUCCUCAACGACCUCUCACAAUCCUCACCUGAGCUCCAGAAGCUAUUCGUCUUCGAGAACGCCUUCGAGCGGAUAUUCAACAUGAUCCAGGCUGACGGAUCCCUCACCCAAGGAGGCAUAGUGGUCCAGGAUUGCUUGUCAUUACUCGCAAAUCUCGUUCGGUUCAAUGCUUCAAAUCAAACCACGUUUCGGGAGACAGGCGGCAUGGCGAGGUUUGCUGCACUCCUACCCGGUGCCCCAAAAAACAAGAAAGCGCGAGCAAACACUGGGGACGAUGAUUGGGUCAGUCCCCAGAGCGAAAAGAAUGUAUGGGGCCUUUUGGCCAUCCUGCGUAUGUUCUUAGUCCCAGGUAGCACAAGCACUCUGCCCAAUCAGAACGCUUUCCAAAAGCACGGGCUCCUCCAGCAAGUGUUAAACAUGGCCUUCGAUCCUUCAACUGCGAUUCCAAUAAAAGUCGAGGCACUGAACACAUGCGCCGACUUGAUUAGAGGUAACAAUCGGCUUCAAGAAGGCUUUGUCCAGCUGCAGGUCCGGCCGAUUACUGAGCACGACGCGAAAACCAACGGGGCAACAUCACCACAUGAAGUCCCAGCUGUCAACGUGAUCAACGCGCUACUGGAUCUUGCAUUGAGUCCCACAAGUAACGAUCUGUUCGACGCGCGGUUCGCGGCAUGCGAGUGCAUCAAAGCGUACUUCUUCAACCAUGUCCAGAUCCGACUGCACUUUCUUCGAAGAGCUAUUGAUGGCCAUCUUUCAGGCCAGGAUGAGACGGCCAAUGUAUUGACAACGCUAAUUACUGGACCUCAAGGCUCCCAGACAAUCGAUCCGUAUCGGACUUGGUUCGCAGCGACCCUAGUUUUUCAUUUAAUCUUCGAAGAUCAUGAAGCGAAAAGCCUCUUAAUGCAGGUCGCCGAGGGAGACGCCGAGAGCGGCGAGGAAGUGGUGACAUGCAUACAAGCCCUUACGGGAAACCUGAUAGCUAGUCUGCAAUUGGGUGAGGACGACCGAGUCUCCAUUGCCUAUCUGAUGCUGCUCUCUGGGUGGCUCUUUGAAGACGCCGCAGCUGUAAACGAUUUCCUCGGGGAAGCAAGCAGCCUCCAAAGCCUCGCACAGACCUGCUUGAAGCCAGGUCAUGAUCAAACUGUCAUCAAGGGUCUCUGUGCUGCACUUUUAGGCAUCAUUUACGAAUUCUCCACAAAGGACUCCCCGAUACCUCGACGCGAGCUUCAGCCUAUCUUGACUUCUCGUCUAGGUCGGGAGAAAUACCUCGAUGCCAUAACGCAGCUACGCCACCACCCCAUUGUGCGAGAUUUUGAAGUUCUUCAUCACGAUGCCUCUGCGCAUGGUGCACCCAUCCCUGAAGUAUAUUUCGACGAGACCUUUGUAGAUUUUCUCAAAGACAAUUUCAGCCGAUUAUCGCGCGCCAUCGACCGAGACCCUGGACUCGAACAGCACCAAUCGCAUGACGGUAUUGACCGAGAUCUUGUCGAUUCGCUGCGGGGUCAGCUCGAAGAGAAGAUUCAGGCCAUUGAAAAGAUACAGUCAGAGCUUCUAACGACGGAACAAAGGCUGAAUCAAGCACAAGCUGACCAUCGUAAGUCGCAAGAGUCGGCCCUUACACAGCUCAACACAAUAAAGCGUAUCAACGAUGACCUCCACAAGAAUCACGAUACGGAAACGAAAAAGCUUGAACGUGAACACCGCCAAGCAACAUUAGAUUUGGAAAACAAAUACAACUUGCAGGUCGCGGCACUGAACAACAAGAUACAGCAGUCUGUGAAGGAAGGGGCCAUGGCUGUUGCCAAAACAAAACAAGAAUAUGAAGAGAGGUUACACGAGGCCAACAAAGCCCGUGUAGACCUUGAGCGCCGACUUAGUUCAGCACACGAAGCGCGACUGGAAGCCCUCGAAACCAUCCGUGGAUUCGAGCAGACACAGAGGAGAACGAAAGACGAAAUCGCCAUUGUACGGGAAACGAUCAGUAAUCUCGAGGUUAAUCUUCGAAACAGCCAGGAUCAGAUCAAACAGCUAAAGGCAGAAAAAGAAACGUUACAGGAUUCUAUAGAAAAGGCAAGAGCGGAGAAUCAGCAACUGAAGACAAAGACGCAGGAUCUGACAUGGAAGGCCAAGGACGCGGAAGAGAAGCUACGCAAGGCCGAGGCGAGUGUCAAGGAAAAAGAAGAGGCGAGGUUUGCCGCACAGACUGAAUUGGAUGAUCUAUUUGUUGUUCUCGGGGAUCUUGAGGAGAAGAGGACAAGAGAUAAGAAACGGCUCAAAGAACUAGGUGAGGAGAUAUCCGAUGCAGAGGACGACGAAGACGACGAAGACGACGAAGACGACGAAGACGACGAGGACGAAGAGGAGUGA
Lindgomyces ingoldianus is the source of this 2850-nucleotide messenger RNA. RefSeq lists its product as uncharacterized. Gene Ontology annotation, cellular component: cytoplasm; ER to Golgi transport vesicle membrane; Golgi membrane. Gene Ontology annotation, biological process: transcytosis; vesicle fusion with Golgi apparatus; endoplasmic reticulum to Golgi vesicle-mediated transport. NCBI's taxonomy places the organism in Eukaryota, Fungi, Ascomycota, Dothideomycetes, Pleosporales, Lindgomycetaceae. Bases 1 to 2850 code for a protein of 949 amino acids. The record is from RefSeq and is a predicted model, not a curated record. The transcript has 5 exons.